Messenger RNA from Tarenaya hassleriana, 2733 nucleotides. RefSeq names its product isoamylase 1, chloroplastic. Gene Ontology annotation, biological process: carbohydrate metabolic process. The coding region runs from base 134 to 2524 and encodes 796 amino acids. Gene Ontology annotation, molecular function: hydrolase activity, hydrolyzing O-glycosyl compounds. The record is from RefSeq and is a predicted model, not a curated record. Lineage: Eukaryota; Viridiplantae; Streptophyta; Magnoliopsida; Brassicales; Cleomaceae. The transcript is spliced from 18 exons.
UACCGUAUUCAAACAGUUCGAAACACAGUCCUCACAAUCAUGGAUCAAAUGAUCACCCUCUGAGUGAAUUUCAGAACAGUUCCAUUGAUCUCAGCUUCUCAGAUCCUUAACACGGUCUUCAAGAGAAGAAGCCAUGGACGUUGCCAAAUGCAGCAGCUUCACUUUCCUCGACCCUACCAAGCUCAGUUCUCUCCUCUCUAACCACAAUUUCUCUCUUCCUCAAACUAGAAGCAUCGCGCGCCGUUUCGCGCCGUCGGAGCGGCCAUUGUCGCUUUCCGCGAGAAUCUCCAGCUGUGGCGGAGGUGCGAGAUCUGAGAACGUUGUCACGGCGGAGAAACCGGCUAAAUCGGAGAGAUUUCAGGUUUCCGGCGGCUUUCCCUCCCCGUUUGGCGCUACCCUCAGAGAUGACGGCGUCAAUUUCGCAAUUUAUUCUGCGAAUUCGGUUUCUGCGACUCUCUGCUUGAUUUCACCCUCCGAUCUCCUGCAGAACAAAGUGACAGAGGAGGUUCUGCUUGAUCCGUCGACGAAUAGAACUGGUCAUAUAUGGCAUGUGUUCUUGAGGGGAGAUUUCAAAGAUAUGUUGUAUGGUUACAGAUUUGAAGGGAAGUCUUCACCUGAAGAAGGCCAUUAUUUUGACUCCUCCAAUAUUUUAUUGGAUCCUUAUGCAAAAGCAGUUAUAAGCAGAGAUGAGUUCGGUGUUGUAGGACCUGAUGACAGUUGUUGGCCUCAGAUGGCCUGUAUGGUGCCCACUCAUCAUGAAAAGUUUGACUGGGAAGGGGAUAUGCCUCUGAAGCUUUUGCAGAGGGAUCUUGUGAUAUACGAAAUGCAUGUUCGGGGCUUCACAAAGCAUGAAUCUAGUCAUGUUGAAUUCCCUGGCUCAUACCUUGGUGUUGUGGAGAAGCUUGAACAUUUGAAGGAACUUGGGGUUAACUGCAUAGAGUUAAUGCCAUGUCAUGAGUUUAAUGAGCUGGAGUAUUAUAGCUACAAUGCCGUCUCAGGUGAUUAUAGGGUAAAUUUUUGGGGAUACUCUACUGUCGGUUUCUUCUCUCCCAUGAUCAGAUACUCAUCAGUGGCCAAUCGUGACUUUGCUGGCAAAGCAAUAAAUGAGUUCAAAGUUCUUGUCAGAGAGGCACAUAAACGAGGAAUGGAGGUUAUUAUGGAUGUUGUUUUCAACCACACUGCAGAAGGGAAUGAAAAAGGCCCCGCCUUCUCAUUUAGAGGUGUUGAUAACAGCGCUUAUUACAUGGUUGCACCAAAGGGAGAGUUCUACAAUUAUUCAGGCUGCGGUAAUACAUUUAACUGCAAUCAUCCCGUGGUGCGCCAAUUCAUUGUGGAUUGCUUAAGAUAUUGGGUAACAGAAAUGCAUGUGGAUGGCUUUCGCUUUGAUCUUGGUUCGAUUAUGUCGAGGAGCAGCAGUCUCUGGGAUGCAGACAACGUGUAUGGUGCUGAUACAGAAGGUGACUUGCUGACAACCGGAAGCCCACUUAGCUGUCCUCCGCUAAUCGACAUGAUAAGUAAUGAUCCAAUACUUCGUGGGGUUAAGCUAAUAGCUGAAGCAUGGGAUGCUGGCGGCCUAUACCAAGUUGGCACGUUUCCUCACUGGGGUAUCUGGUCUGAAUGGAAUGGAAAGUAUCGGGAUGUUGUGCGACAGUUCAUCAAAGGUACCGAUGGCUUCUCUGGUGCUUUUGGCGAAUGUCUCUGUGGGAGCCCAAACUUGUAUCAGGAAGGAGGAAGAAAACCUUGGAACAGCAUCAAUUUCAUAUGUGCUCAUGACGGAUUUACUUUAGCAGAUUUAGUAACUUACAACAAUAAACAUAACUUGGCGAAUGGAGAAAAUAAUAAUGAUGGAGAGAAUCACAACUAUAGCUGGAACUGUGGGGAGGAGGGAGAGUUUGCUAGCAUAUCAGUAAAGAAAUUACGGAAACGGCAGAUGCGGAAUUUCUUUGUUUGCCUCAUGGUCUCCCAGGGUGUUCCAAUGUUCUACAUGGGAGAUGAGUAUGGCCAUACUAAAGGGGGAAACAACAACACCUAUUGCCACGAUAACUAUAUCAACUACUUUCGGUGGGAUAAACAAGACGAAUCAUGUUCAGACUUCUUCAGAUUUUGCCGUCUUCUUACCAAGUUUCGUGAUGAAUGUGAGUCGCUUGGCCUGAACGACUUCCCAACAGCAGAGCGUCUGCAAUGGCACGGUCAUGCCGCUGGGAUGCCAGAUUGGUCUGAAACAAGUCGAUUUGUUGCAUUUUCACUGGUUGACACAGUAAAGAGUGAGAUCUAUGUGGCGUUCAAUGCAAGCCACUUACCCGUCCUUGUCUCGCUACCCGAGAGGCCCGGAUACAGGUGGGAACCGUUCGUAGACACGAGCAAACCAUACCCUUUUGACUGUAUCACACCCGACCUCCCCGAGAGAGCCACGGCAAUUAAGCAGUACGCCCACUUCUUGGAUGCCAAUAUGUACCCUAUGCUAAGUUAUUCAUCCAUUAUCCUUCUAUUAUCACCCGUCAUCGACGUCGGUAAUGGCUUGUAAAUCGUAAAAAAAAAUGCCCAAAAUGUCUACAUAGUAGUAUGUGUAUGUAAAUAAAGGCGAGGAGGACAAACAAGAGAGAGACUGGUUGGUUUGCUGAAGAAAUCAGUCACAAAAAGGUAACUUAGCCAUAUAAAGGCGUGUUGUGUUGCUGUAAUUGUGUAUAGUGCAGAUAAGUUUGUGGCAUAAAUACCCGAACCGACGGUUGAGUA